GACUAGAAGAAAAAGAAAAAGAAAGCUUAGCUAGCACACUCAUCGACAAGCACUAUAAAAAAUAGUACUAUCUAAUAUCAUUAUAAAGUGAGUUAUCUAAUAACAUUUUAGAUAGACAUUGUGGUUAGUGAGAAAAAAGUUUGAUAGCACACAGAAAAGGAUUUUUUUGGAAUAAUAAUGGGUUCUCUUAUGGCAGGAUGGGACUCUAAAUCAGCAACACUUAAGAGGAACCGCUCCCUUACCAAAGAUGAAAUUGACGCUUAUUGGAGAUCAAAGAAGAAGAUAGAGGAAGAACAUCUUAGAGCUAUUUCAAAUUUAGCACAAGUUGUUCAGACAAGUACAACAUCAAUUGAAGUUGAGAAGAAGCUUCAAAGGGCAAUUACCAUGCCCUUAGGUCGUGGAAAUGAGUCAUUACAUUUGAAUAUUGACUCAAAUUUGGAGGAGCUUAUCAAGAAAAAUGGAUGGUGGACCAAGAGUAGCUGGGCAUUUCUGAAUGAGCCUCCAGUUACUGAAUCUUCAUCCAACAAGUACGUGUCUCAAUUUCAUGUUGCAAACAUGGGAACUACUCAUGGAGAUGGAAUCAGUGCUUGACACCGAUGAUGAUGCAUGAAUCUAACUUAAUACUAAGAUAUGUGAAUAUAUUGGUUAAUAUUAUGUGUGAUGGAAUGGUGUUUGUGUUUUUGAACCAAUUAAUAUAUAGUGGGGUUUGUUCUUUGAGUUA
This is a messenger RNA of Arachis stenosperma, 721 nucleotides long. RefSeq lists its product as uncharacterized. The coding region runs from base 178 to 591 and encodes 137 amino acids. The transcript is spliced from 4 exons. NCBI's taxonomy places the organism in Eukaryota, Viridiplantae, Streptophyta, Magnoliopsida, Fabales, Fabaceae. The record is from RefSeq and is a predicted model, not a curated record.